AUGCUUGUAAACCAGCAGCCACAGAUUUCAGCUCCAACGCGGACCCCUUUCCUCCAGGCCCAAAUGGCCCUUUUAACUGCAUGCCUAGUGCCUUGCCUUCAUCGUUUUUCUUCGGUUUCACCGAAGGAAGGCAGCCUGGACCAAUUCAGCAGCAACAUGGAGUCGGAAAAUAGGUCCCUGUUCACCGUGCUCUUCUCCGUACGUCUCCGCAUCUUCAACCGGCGCUCUGCCCGGCCACGGGGCUCCCAGCCCGGGCCCCUGGCUCCCCGCGGCGCCCGGACUCCUCGGUCCGCCUGCAUCUGGCCGCCGCUGGCGGUGCUGACCGAGCAGGAUACGCCCUCGUCAGUCCGCCAGGGACAGCCCAGCCGGGUGGCUGCUAGUCUUCUGAACCAGUUUUCCAUUAGAGCAGCCAAGAAGAUGCAAGAUUGUCUGUGUAAUUCAAGCAAAAAUGUUUUUAUUUUGAAGAUCUGGCUUCUAAAUUCACAGGGGUCCCUCAUCAGUCAGAGCUGGGUAGCAGUUCACGGGGACGAGGUUUGCCUUCCAGAGGCUGACAGUGCUCUCUCACCAGCCGUGGAGGAAGUCCGCCAGCCUGCAAAGAUGACACGUCUUGAAGGCCCCCACUCAAACCAAGGCCCAGACAAGUCCUGUGGCCCUGUGGCUCCUGAGGAGGAGCUGGUGUCUGCCUCCCAACUGGAGGAGGAGGAAGAAAAUGAGGAGGAAGAGGAGGAUCUGGAUCCAGAUCUAGCCCCGGACCUGGAGGAGGGAGUAGAUGAAGAGGAGGAAGAGCUCGUGGACCCAGCUAUCCUCAGUGCUGUCACUAACACCCAGAGAGGUCUUCCAAGCUCUCCUGGAAUCAAGGCCUCUGGUGUGCUGGGGAUGUCACCUGCCUCCUUGCACUUUCUAUGGCAGACCCUGGACUACUUGUCGCCAGUUCCUUUCCGGCCUACACUUCCCAGUGCCGGCUCUCCAGUGCGGCACUUUGGACCUCGACUGCUCCCACCAGACCCAUAUGUCUUCUGCAGCCCACCAACCUCAUGGUCUCCUAGGUUCAGUCAUCUGACCCAGCUCCACCCUCAACACCAACGGAUCUUGCAGCUGCAGAAGCACAGUCGAACACCAAGGCCCCCAGCCAAGAAGCCCUGGUCUCGGCAGUCAGACGCCUAUGCUAACCUCAUGACCCGCAAAGAGAAGGACUGGGUGAUAAAAGUGCAGAUGGUUCAGCUGCAGAGUGAGAAGCCCUGCCUGGAUGACUAUUACUACCAGAAAUAUUAUCAGAAACUAGAGAAGAAGGAGGCAGAUGAAGAGCUGCUUGGACAAAGGAGCAAGGUGGAGUCCCUCAAGCUGGUCACACCUUACAUUCAGAAGGCAGAGGCUUACGAGUCAGUGGUUCGAUUCGAGGGUUCCCUGGGCCAGGUGGCCAUGUCAACGUGUUUUAGCCCUCGCAGAGCUAUUGAUGCUGUACCCCAUGGAACUCCAGAACCGGAGAUAGGAGCUGCAAGCAGCCAGAGGCUUCGGGUGUUGUCCUGGAUUGAGAAGAUGUUUCUUCAGUUACUAGAGAUAGAGGAGGGCCAGAAGAAUGGGCCUCCACAGUCCUGCUACUCUGAGCAGCAGAGAAACCAGGUUGAGAAGCUCUUCCAGGCCUUAAAGACCCAGGAGCAGGAUAACCUGGAGGAGGCAGCAGAUGGCUUCCUGCAGGUGCUCUCUGUGAGGAAGGGGAAAGCCCUAGUAGCCCGGCUGCUCCCCUUCCUGCCCCGGGAUCUAGCUGUCAGCCUUCUUCUGGCUAUCAUCCACCAUCUGCCACUCCUGGUCAAGAGGGAUGCAGCUGAUCAGGUCCUACAAAUGUUAUUCAAGCCUCUGGGCAAAUAUAUCAGACACUUGACCUUCCAAGAACUCCUCCAAGGACUUCAGGGAUUAAUGCUGCUUCCACCUGGCUCCUCAGAGCGGCCAGUCACUGUGGUGCUUCAGAAUCAGUUUGGAAUAUCUUUGCUCUACACCCUGCUGAGUCAUGGGGCACAGCUGGUAUCCCUGGAUCCAUCCCUGGAGGAACCCAGCAGUGACCAUACAGCUUGGACAGACAUAGUGAUUUUGAUCGCCUGGGAAAUAGCUCAGAUGCCUACAGCCUCUUUGGCUGAACCCCUAGCCUUCCCCACCAACCUCCUUCCCCUGUUCUGUCGCCACGUGGACAAACAAUUGAUACAGCAGCUAGAGGCUACAAUGCAGCUUGCCUGGAUCUACUGAUCUCAUUGUUCUGGAAUACGGCCAUGUGGGGAAAGUUUAAUUAUCAGACACUAGCUGUGUGAGCUAUGUCUACAGGGAUCCAAGAGUCUGAAGACAUUUCUUAUGCCUUAAUACAUUGGAGGACCCUACCCAAAACAUUUUCUUAGCUGUCUUCAAAAACCUGAGUGAUGUGCCUAAAAAGGCAUGGCAUAAUAAGGUAUAAUUAAAGAGAUAAUGAUGUGUUGAAACUUGUUUGUAAGAGAAAGUACCCCUAGAUGAGCUAUGAUUGUUGAAUAUACAUAUACACAUCUCUUUGGGGAUCUGAAAUGUUUGGUUUAACUUGACAAACAAGGUUAUCAGCAAAGACUGGAGUGCCUUUAUGAACCAGGCACCGUUUUAG
Myotis brandtii (Brandt's bat) is the source of this 2617-nucleotide messenger RNA. It is a transcript of the gene PATL2, whose product is annotated as protein associated with topoisomerase II homolog 2 (yeast). The transcript is spliced from 18 exons. The record is from RefSeq and is a predicted model, not a curated record. The coding region runs from base 1 to 2238 and encodes 745 amino acids. Gene Ontology annotation, biological process: P-body assembly; deadenylation-dependent decapping of nuclear-transcribed mRNA. Lineage: Eukaryota; Metazoa; Chordata; Mammalia; Chiroptera; Vespertilionidae. Gene Ontology annotation, molecular function: RNA binding. Gene Ontology annotation, cellular component: P-body.